This is a messenger RNA of Rhagoletis pomonella (apple maggot), 707 nucleotides long. RefSeq lists its product as uncharacterized. Lineage: Eukaryota; Metazoa; Arthropoda; Insecta; Diptera; Tephritidae. The coding region runs from base 129 to 587 and encodes 152 amino acids. The record is from RefSeq and is a predicted model, not a curated record. The transcript has a single exon.
CGACAACCCUAAGCAGUACUGAGUCAACAAAAGAAUAGAAUAAAAAUAGAGCAAUACUAAACUAAAAACGCAAAAUAAAUUGUCAAUAGAAGCGAAAUCAGUACAAUACUUAUUUGAUUCAGUAUAAAAUGCUUUCGUUUUUCUCUAAGAAGAAGCCAGAUUCACCGCCAGUAGAAGUAAUUCAAGGUCCUGCGGAUCCUACGCAAUCUAAUGAAAGCGGAGGUGGAGAUGAUUUCAUUUUUGUAGAACGCAAGACUUCUGACAACGAUCCUGCUAGGCUACCUACACAAGGUAUGGGGAUGUAUCCACCGAUGCCACCCACGUUUGGAAUGGGUAAAUUUCCGGGACCGCCUGUUUAUCCAUCGACAUCAAGCGCGGCAAGCGGAUGUGAUACCACGGCGCCAGUCCCAUAUGUUCAGGGUAUACCAUUCGAACUGGCGCCCCAACUGAGUACAAAAAGUGACUUUGAAAUAACACAAUUGCAAGUAGACAGCAUUUUAGCAUUGCUGACGCGUCAAAUGUCGGUGGACGAAAAUGAAGAAUACAAUUUUGCAUUGGAAAGGUCGAUACAAAACGAGUGCUACUAAUGUUUUCGGAGGACGCAUGCAUGUUGUUGAUAUCGCUUGUAUAAAACAACGUAUUUUUAUUUUAAUUAUUAUUUAGGUAUAAGAAAACCCACGAAAUAAUAAAAUUUAAAAAGCCGACAA